GCUUACUUGAAGCCUUCCCUUCAACCACUCCGUACUGUAAUGGCUAUGAUGCCUUUGGCAAUUCCUGAACUUGUGCUCGCCGAUUGUUAUAGAAACAUUCGAUUAGACUUACAAUACAAGAACGUGUAGGCCAAUUGUGUAGCGAAUGGGCCCCUCUGACCUGGACGCGGAGCGUGAAGCGACCAUGGCUAGGAACAAUGCCAUUCUGGAAGAGAUUGGCUUAGGAAAUGCCUGCAAGGAGUUCAAGGAUGCUGCGGCUAAACUUAGGCCAGUGUCGGGCAAGAAGCGGCAACAAAGCACUAAAGGUCCGCCACUCCGCAAGUCUUCCCGUCUGGAGGGGCGACCCCAGCCAGGCAACGACCAGGAAGUUAGCGACGAAGAUGAGGAGAAUGAGGCUGCUGUAAGCCUGGAUUCUGAGGAGGAGAAGAACGGGACGGUAACGGACGGCGACGAGGCACCUGAGCUGUGGUCGGAUGAGCAGGAGGGCUGGGCAACCGGUCAAGGAUGGAAUCUCGAGGAUGGACCCGGCGAGCUGCUUCACAGGCUGGCGUUGUUCCAGGUCAUCGGCAUUAGAAUGGAUCAGCGCGAGUCCUUCUUGCGGUGGUACAAGAACUCGCGGAUUAUGACUGUCGAGGGCAUUACCGCUCAAGACCUGAAGAUGCCAUGCGCCUUCACGACUAUGUUUGAUGCGGGGAUACAAGAGCGCCUCACGCAGGUAGGCAUGUCGCUUUUCGACGUGAAGAAGGUGGAGAAGGCGAUGGAGGAGGCGGCGAAGGCGGCGAAGGAGGCAGCGAAGCUGCUCGAGGCACCCAAAUCACGAAAGUCGGGCUCGUUGCCAACACCAGGCGGCCCCUCCCUCGGGUCGUCCUCUGCUAACCAGCGGCAGGGAAAACGUACCAGCGAGAAGGUGACCAAGAAGAUUGAGAGCGUGUACGGGCAGGCUGUGUUGGCGAGCCGGGAGGCCUUCAAGAGCCUGGAGCCCUCGGUGAUGGAGGCAAACGACUUGAAGAUCAUCAAAGACAUGGGGGAGCACAUCCGGUGCCUGCUGGGCGUGGGACAAGGUGCGCCCAUGGAGACAGUGAAGGCCAGGCUGCGGCAGGCGGUGCAAGUGAAGGCUAAGAACAUGCGCCGAUGCAGCAAGCCAAAAGACGUGAACCUGGACACGGUCGAUGAGGAGGAAGGCCUGCAGCCGGCAUCACCAUCAGCACCGGGUGAGGAGGAGGAGCCAGCCACGCCCGAGGUGCCCAAGCCGUACAUGUGGGCUAAGCUGCCUGGAGGGGACACGGAGAAGUACGCUGCGGCUGACAACCACCUCGACUGGCUGGCGGACUUCGACAUAGGGGACAACGCAGGGUGCAUCCUUGUGGGAAGCCUGGACAAGGACGAGUUGGUUCCGGUAACACUUGGCUGCGGCCUGCUGCUGGACCCACUGGACGCCAAGACCGACCCGGCGGCUACCGUUGACGUCCUGGUCUUUGGCAUCAACACUAACGUCAAGCGCACCAAGAACGCUUACAUGCCGUCCAGUGUGGGCGGCAAGACUAGCACCUUUGCGCUGGAGGAGAAGGACAAAGACGGCAAGCUGGUACGCAAGCUUGCAAGGUCCCAGAC
Molecule: messenger RNA, 1611 nt
Organism: Astrephomene gubernaculifera
Lineage: Eukaryota; Viridiplantae; Chlorophyta; Chlorophyceae; Chlamydomonadales; Astrephomenaceae
Source: the annotation of a GenBank genome assembly